AUGAAAAAGCAACAAACUAAUAGUCAAAAUAGUUCUGUUGGUUUCAAUAGAACUUAAGUAUUUGAGUAAAAGGCUGAACAAUCUAAUCCUUUUGAAAAAACACUUAAAUCAAUGAAUACAGAUAGAAAGGCUUUGAUUUAAAAUUUUUUAGGUAAUUAGUUCAAUUAAUAAAGAUGCAAAUGCAAAUUCAAAUUUGGAGUAACAUCCACAUAAUUAAAGGGUCUUUACAAAAACAAUUACUGUAGAAGCAAAGGUAGAUGAAAUAAAAUUUGAUAACAUUCCAGGAGUGUUAUAACAGAAAAAAUUUAAUUAUGGUAAUGUGUACAAUGAAAGAUCUAAAAAAAAUCCAUAUGUUAUCAUCUAAUCUUUGGUUAGACGAUUCUUAGCGAAGAAGUUAGUCAAUGAAAGAAAGAAAUAUUUUUAGAAAUUACUCAAAGAAGAUUAAAAAAUUACUAUUGUAGAUAAAUGGGUAAAUGAUGAAAAAAAUUGGGCAUAAUCUGUUAUUUCUAAGCUUAAAGUUUAACCAAAAUAAAAAAAUUAAGAAAGAAAAACUAUUUCUGGUUUGGAUAAAAACAAUCCAUUUUAUAACACAUAAAUUGAAAUAAUGGGCGAAAUGGGAGUAUUAGAAAAAGAAGAUUUUAUAGAAAUUAAUCCAGCAACUGCAUUUGCUAAUCCAGCUAUUCCUAUUACAGAAGAUAUCAAAAUUAAAAAACCUCCUCUAACUAGAAUUAGACCUAAAUCUGCUUAUUAGAGCUAGGUUAAACCUAAAACUAUGCCAAUUUAAUUACCUAAUGAUAAUUGUUAAAUUUGGAAAGCAUUAUAUAAAAAAAAAUAUGGAAGAGAGAGUUUACAUGAUCUAUCAAUGAAAGAAAUUAAAAUUACAGAUGAUUAUAUUAAAAUAGAGAAUUAAGAAGCUGUUAGAGAUAAGGCUAGAAUUAAUAAAAUAAAUAAAAUUUUAGAAAAAGAAGUACCAAAAGAACUCAAAGUUUAGAAAUAAAAAUAAACAACAUCUAAAAAGAAAUAAUUAGAAGAUAGUAUUGAAGAUGAAGUUUAAAGUGAAUAAGUUUAAUCAGAAAUAGCUGAUGAAGUAGAAGAAGAAAUUCCAGAAGAAGAAGAUAUAGAGGAAGCAGUUGAAGAAGAAGGAGUUGUAGAAGAAAUUGAUGAUAUAUAAUCAUCUUAAAUAAAGGAAGAAUCUAUAGUCUAAGAAUCUUCUGUAAUUAGAGAAUCUAUUCCAUCAGCCUAAAAAAGUUCAAAAAUCAUUAAGGAAUCUAUUCAAGAGGAUUAUGGUGAUGAUUUUGAAGUUGAGGAAUCACAAAAAAUAAAGACUCAAUAAUCUUAAUAUGAAGAUGAUUAAUUUGAUUCAUAUCAUAGUCAAAUUGAAGGUGAUACACAUAGAAGGAAGGCUACUCCAAAAUCAAUAAGUGACAAAGCUGUAAUCUCACCUUAAACAUUUGUACCUGAAGUUAAAUCAAUCCCUAUUGAAAUUGAUCCUGGAUGGACUACUAAAAGAGCUAAUUAAGAGGCUGAAAUAUUACUUAAAAAUUAUAGAGAGAAGUAUUCAUAAUUAAGAGAAGUAGAAAUUAAUGAUGAAGAUUUUGAGCCACUCAAAUAGGAACAUAGAGAUUUAAAAUUCAUUCAAUAAUAAGUUAAUAAUUUAAUUUCUCAUACAGGUGACUUCUAUAAAGGUUGGAAAGAUGCUGUUAAUCCUCAACCAAGUUAAUCAGCUGAUAAAUUAUAUGCUUAAUUCUAAUAUGAAUUUUAAAGACUUUUAUCAAUGAAUAGUUUAGGAACAAGAUUCAGCAAAAUAUUAUCAUAAACAAUAGUUAAAGAUGUUCCUGUAGGCAAUGUUAAAAAUAUUAUGAGUGGUAUAGAAUAAUAAAUGUCAAUUGUUUAACAAGUCUUAGAAAAUCUAUUAUUUUAAGUAUAAUAAAUCUUUGAUUUCAAAUAAACAAUGGAAGAAAUGAGAUUAUAUAGAAAAGAAAUGGAUUAAAAAUUAUAAUGGUUAUUAUUUAAAUAAGAUAAAUUAAUAAAUAAUUAAUUAGGAAAAUAAUUAGAAGAAAGAGAUAAAGAUUUAAAAAAAUUCAUUGCAGCAUUAUUUGAAAAAUAAAGAUUAGAAUUUGGAUCAAGGAAAUUGGCAGCAACAGUUGAUCCUCAUUCAUUAUCAGAAGCACUUUUAAAAAAUUAAGGUUUACUUUCUUAUAAAUUUGAAUAAUCUGCAUAAUCUAAAAAGGAUUCAAGUUAUGGUAAACAAAGAGAUAAAAGAAGUGCAAAGGAAGAAUCAUAUUAUUAAGCAGAUUUUGAAGGUGAAGAAUCUGAAAGGAUUAAGACUGAAAAGUCAGAUUAAAAUAUUUAUGAAUAAUCAUAUAAAAACAGUCUAACAGAAGAUAGAGAAGUAGAAGAUGGAUCAUAAUAAUCAGAUAUAGAUUGGUAAACAGAUAUUAAUUUAUUUGAAAAUACUUAAAAUUCUUUUGUUGAUAAGAAAGAUUUAGAUGUUUAAUAGAUUGUAGAGUACCUUUAAGAAUAAUUAUUAAAGGAAAUUUUAGGAGAUCCAUUUCCAAUUAGAGGUUAAUUACAAAAUUCUCAAGUUAAAAAUGAAUCAAAUAUAUCAUCAUAAUAUAGUCAAUCAUUUGAGGAGGAAUCCUUAUCAGCAUCUAAAGAAAUAGUUCCUGAACCAAAAUAACCUCCUCCUCUUGCAGUAAAGCCAAUAUAAACAAAAGAAAAAGUAGAUGAUUUUGGAAUGGGAAAGUCUGCCAUCAAUAGAGAUGAGCUUUCAAAAGAAUUUGAUCUAAGUGAAAAUUCUUAGUUUCUUGAAAAAUCUGAAAAUAAAGAGGAAGGUAAAGAAGUUAAGUUGGUUACAGAUUUUAGAUAUUAAAAUUUUGUAAAAUAAAUACUUGAUAAGUAUGGUAAAGUAUUAGAAGGAAAGGAAAAAUAAAUAAUAACAAAAUUCUAAUAAAUUGUUAAGAAAUACAAAUAAGAUAAAAAAAAAGCUUUAGGGUAUUUAUUUUCAACAGAAUUUAAAUUUAUUGAUUAAAAAUAGGUUAAUGAAUAGAAUGCAUUCUAAAUAGUGUAAUCUUUAGAGGAACAAUUAUGUGAAUAACUUUUAAAAGAAUAUAAUGAUGUAAAUAUAUUUUUUAAAUUAAAAUGUUAGGGUUCAAAAUUAGAUAUCAAAAGUGCAAUAGAAUAAGCAAAGGUUCUUGUCCUUAAAAUAACAGAAAAAAGAAUACCAGUAGAUGCUUUUAGUUCAUCAUACAAUUUUUAGGAAAUUUAUAAUCAUGCUUAAAGAAAACCACCUGCAAAAGAAUGUCCAAUUAAUUAAGAAUUGGCUGAUGUUUACAUCAAUGAGGAAAUGGAUAAAUUUGGAAAUGAAGUAAAUAUAUAAAAUAAUUAUUUAUUAGGCUACUCAAUACAUUCUAAAACAAAUAGCUAAAAAUACAUUGGCAGACUUUGAUAAAAUUCUAUUAAAAAAAAAGAAGUGAA
Molecule: messenger RNA, 3477 nt
Organism: Paramecium pentaurelia
Lineage: Eukaryota; Ciliophora; Oligohymenophorea; Peniculida; Parameciidae
Source: the annotation of a GenBank genome assembly